Hemicordylus capensis (graceful crag lizard) is the source of this 1602-nucleotide messenger RNA. Its product is annotated as CD209 antigen-like protein C. The transcript has 6 exons. The record is from RefSeq and is a predicted model, not a curated record. Bases 41 to 949 code for a protein of 302 amino acids. NCBI's taxonomy places the organism in Eukaryota, Metazoa, Chordata, Lepidosauria, Squamata, Cordylidae. Gene Ontology annotation, cellular component: plasma membrane. Gene Ontology annotation, molecular function: transmembrane signaling receptor activity.
CACCACGAGGCACCCUGGGGGAGGCCCUUUCGCCGCCAGGAUGUCCCAGGGCGUGACCUACGCUGACCUGAGGUUUGUGAAGGCCCCUCCGGAGAGGAGCCAGCAACCCCAGGCCCAACAGGAAGAGGCAAGCGAGGGGGACCUCACCUAUGAGAACAUCCAGGUGUCCAGGCCCCGGGAAGAGGAGGAGGGUCCCCCCAGGAGCGCAGGGGGUGCAGAAGACUGGCAGGUCUCCCGUCAGCUCCAGCAGGCAUCCCGGGCCCAUGAAAGGGAGCGCAAGGCCCAGGCCCAGAGAAUCGGGGCCCAGGAGGGGGGCCUGGAGCGAUCCCAGCAGCUGCUGCGGGAGGCCGAGAUGAGACUCAGCUCCACCAGGGCGGCCCUUUGGGAGAGCUGGGAGGCCGGGAACCGGACCCGGAGGCGGCUGGAAGAACAACUGGAGGCAGUGGCUCGGGUGCAGCAGCAGAGGCAGGAGACGGGACGGAGGCUGAACGAGACGGAGGCCAAAUGGCUACAGGCCACAUCUUGCCAGCAGAGAGGCUGUUGUCCCCCUGAAUGGAAGCUCUUCAGGUGGAAAUGCUUCUGGGUCUCUCCAGUCACGACUACUUGGGAACGAAGCAAGGAGGCCUGUGAAAGGCAAUCGUCUCAGCUGCUGGUUUUAAAAGAGCCCUUGGAUGCUGGAGGACUGAGGGAUGCUCAAGUCAUCACGAGCGAUCAGCAACCAAGGGACUACUGGAUUGGACUGAGUAGAACAAAAAGGUGGUCAGGCUACGAAUGGGUUGACGGCUCACACUAUGAAAGAAAUGACGUCUCUCCUUAUAAGAAUUGGCAUCAACUUUGUGUAAAACUGAGCAACGGAAUGCUGUCAGGGUACCCCUGUCAAGAGCAGCAUCACUACAUCUGCGAGAAGGCAGCCAGCUCCGAAGGAGAACCAGAAGUCCUUCCCGGGUGACAGGCAGGCAGGAGGCUUAUUUCCUGAAUGUACGGAGGUUUUUCUCCGCUGCCUAGACCGGCCCUCUGCUGCAGAGCUCCCGACAUGUUGGCGAUGCAGCUCCUGACGGCAUCAUCGACUCUUAGCACCAGCAGCCCCAUUGGCCGCUAGGAAACAGGGAGCAAGGGAAUUCCCCCUCCGGCUACGCUCUCUCCACUCUGCCUCCCCUCCCUUAGCAUGAUGGUCUCCGCUUCCAUUCUCUCACCUAGAGCAUUUCCAGAUGGAGCUUUUAGCUCGGAACGGAGGGUUAGGGUGUGCGUUCGCACAUUGGCCAGACCCACGACAAACUCUGUGCGAGAUACGGUGGGGGGGGGGGGCACUUCACACACAAUUCAGGUUUUUAAUUGCACGUUAGAGCCUAGCCCGAUUUAUGUUUGGGGUAAAAAAAAAUCUACUUUUUGCAUCUUGGGGGGGGGGCAUAUUCGGACUCACAGUAAACCCACAGUAAAGUUUGCUGUCUGGGAAAGCUCCUAGAGAAUGAGAUUUCUGUCUUCUCCCUCCCCUUCUAGCAAUGAGGUAUGAUAGGCCUUCUCACUCUCCCUGCUGAAUUUCCUCAAUAAACGACUCUAUUUGGAAUGGUAGCUCCAUGUUUCCAAUGUUUCUCAGUGAUGGAU